CAUAAGAUAACCAGUCCCAGUUCAAAUCUGUUGCCAGAAGACUCAUUAAAAUCAUGGUAGAUAGUUACUUGGUAUCUGAUGCUUUCAAAAAGCCUAGUUUGGAACAAAGGUUUCUGAUGUUUAGAUGAAGAAUACCUGGACCAGACGUGAAAACCAGUUAAAAACAGAACAUUGAUGAGAGCAAACAACAGGGGCAUGAUAUCAGCAAACAUUAUGGUUUAAAAUAAAAAAUAAUAAAACUCCAAUAAAAUUUAGGCAGAUUUCUGCUUCUUACUCGUCUGCAACACAUCCACCAUGUUUCAAAUAUUCCUGCUGUUUUUGCGCUAAUUUUAGUUUCUGCUAGCAGGACGUUCAUGUUGAACUCAGUGAGUUUGAUCUGAAUUCAUAUGUGAGAAAAUGAUUACACACAAAUGAACCUGGAGCAAACAUUAAAAUGAGCAGAGAGACUGAAAGAAAAAUUGAUCACAGCUUUAUAUAUUUGUGAUAAUGAUGUGAAAGAAAAAUGUUCAAAGAAUAAUAUUAGUAAUAUAAUUAAUUAUGUUACUGUCUCUGCUUCCAAACACUGCUGCUCUUCCUUAUUUAAUGAUAUACAGCAGAAGAAUGCAUGGAGGACCUGUGAUAAAUAUUGUAUCAAUAAUAAGGUUAAGCAAGUGUCUUACAACAUGUCGCAGAUUUGUUGUACGGACCUGUUUAAACUGUCUCUAUAAGUUUUGGAAACCAAAAAAAAACAAACAAACAAACAAACAAAGGUGUCUGCUCAGUCAGGAGUGUAGGGGGAGGGGCUCUAAGUUGACCUAACGGGCUGUGAAUGGACAGCAGACGGCAGAGGGAAGUGACGUUUCAGGAAGUGAAAUGAGAAUAGAAGUGGAUGGUGAGCGAUGUAGCGGUGAGAUAAGACAUAAUAAGACAAACAAACAAAAAACAAACGGAAAAGGAGAACGACAAGCAGAGUGAAAGUAAACCUGUAAUGUGGAGGAAACGGACAGUGAGCGCAGUGUAACCGUGACAACGAGACACUGAGGACGGAUUUAAAGUGAUCAUAAAAUCGUCUCCAGACGGUCGUCGUUCGUAGGCAGGAUUAAUACACCUGUAAGCUGAUUUGUCAAACGCCAUCAAGCCCCGAAGAAGAACGGAGGAGGACAGCACUACUGUGGUAGAGGAGCGGUGUGUGUGCAGACAUGGCUGCUGUUGAUGAAGCGGACUGAACUUAGAGGAGAGACACAAACUGAAGUAUCCAUCCCCUCACGUCAGUGUGGAUCUGACACCAACGUCUGUAUCACUUCAUCGAUGCUUGUAUCGAUCCGUCCAGCCCGAGUUGAAGCAGCAAUGAGUUCAGUUCAGUAUCUGAGAGAGUUCAUCAAGGAGAGACUAACUGCUGUUUGUGAAGAAAUCUUCUCAGAGGUUCAAAAAACCAUCGUCCAGUAUGAGGAGGAGACCAACCGUCAGCACAGACUGCUGGAUAUCAGCCGGAAACCCGACAGAAACUCACACAUCAUAGACCUCCCACGACAACAUGACUGUGAGGAAGAGGAGGGUCUGGAUGAGCAGCAGGUCUUUAACCAGGAGAGGAACUCCAGUCUGGACCAGGAGGACCCAGAGCCUCCACAGAUUAAAGAGGAACAGGAGGAACCCUGCAGCAGUCAGGAGGGAGAGCAGCUUGGACUGAAGCAGGAGUCUGAAGGCAUUAUUGUCUGGACUGAUGAAGAGCAGCUCAGACAGAUGGAGACCAUCUGGAAACCUGAGAUAAAGCUAUACAGAAUAGAUGUUGUACAGCAGGAUGGUUUUGAGGAAGAAGAGGUUCUUACAGACCAGCAGGUCUGUAACCAGGAGAGGAACUCCAGUCUGGACCAGGAGGACCCAGAGCCUCCAAAGAUUAAAGAGGAACAGGAGGAGCUCUGCAGCAGUCAGGAGGGAGAGCAGCUUGGACUGAAGCAGGAGGCUGAUACUUUCAUGGUGACACCCGCUUAUGAGGAAAGUUCCCACAGUGAACCAGAACCAAAAAGUGAGCAGCUCCUUCCUCACAGCUCUUCUAGAGCAGGGAGCCGAGAUCACGAAGAAAGCCAGCAUGUGGACUCAGGAUCUUCUAGACAUACGGAGCUAAAGAACAGACAUCACAGAAAGAGAAGUCCAAGUAGAACGGACACAAAAAACAAGUCUGUUCAAUGUGAUGUAUGCGGAAAAACUUUACCUGAUAAAUACAGAAUGACUGUACAUCUAAGAGUUCACACAGCAUGUCUUUAUCCUGUCUUCCGCCCCUCCCUGAGCCUGGUUCUGCCAGAAGUUUCUUCCUGCUAAAAGGGAGUUCUUCCUUCAAUCAAAGCUCACAUGUUUUAUAUAACUAAAAUGUUUAAUUAUGUGGGUAACAGAAAAUAUUUAAGUUAUAGACUAUAUUUAUAUGAAAAGCAUGUAUACUUACUACAGUUGAAUCAUUUUAACCAUAUGUAACCAACUGCUUAUGUGUUUGAAAAAAAAAGGCUUUGAUUUUACCACCCUAAGAAAAUUUCUCUAGAUCCACCCCUGGACCCUGAGAGGAAAAUCCACCUCUUAAUCAUCCAGUGCGUAGAUGUCAUGACCACAGUCACUUCAAAUAAGUUAUCAAAUCUCCAGCAUACCCUGAGUUGAUUGUAUUCCUUUAAAACAUUCAGUUUUUCUCACAAACACUGGAUCAGAUUCAUGUGCGUGUCCGUGGGAGCACCAGCACUCCCUGUAGCAUCGACAGGCUGGAGGUUUCCAGUUCCAAACCUCCCGCCUGUUUUAUAGAGCGGCAACAACCCACAUCAGCUGUUUCAGGAUUUCCCUCAUCACAAAAGUGAAAUGUAGUUUUUAGGCAAGAGUGGAUUUGAAAUCAACCAGUCAAGAUGUGAUUGAAGUGCAGUCUUUUAGCCUUAAUUUAAGGCGUUUAACAAAAACACUGGAUUAACCACUGUUUUUAUACUUUUUCUAUUUUUAAGCCAAUUUUGUGAGGCUUAAAAAUACCUGAAUAGUUACUGAUAGUUUCAUGACCAGGUGAGGCCUGUUCUCUCAUUAUCCAAGGAGAAACUCGUCAGAUUACUGGAACUGUCAACAUGAAGUCUACAGAGGUAUCAGUGCCAGUGAAGGAGGGAUUAUGUUUAAAAUCAGCACUUUUAAAGUGUACAGAGGCAAGACUACAGUGUGUUUGUGUCUAAAUACUUAUGGCUCCUCACACACCUUGAGUGUGAGCUCAUCCUCGCUUUCUGCUGUGAUGUGAAACAGAACUUUGGCCAUUCCUUUAGCCACAGACUGCUGGCCUGUGAUUGGCUGAGCUGGAGAAGAGAAAAAAAAGAAAGGAAAAACAGCUACGGCCCACACCUCAGUCUGCACACACACCAUUUAAAAAAAAAUCAAUAACUGAGAGAGUCACUUACAUUUUAAAUGAAUGUUGACAGCAUUCUAGUAAAUAAGGGCAGAUGGCAAGAAGAGGAACUGGGAACGUGAUUUUGGGAUGACCUCAUUGGGUGCUAGCUGUGUCUCCCCUUCCACUAAUAUGAGGUGAAAAGGGGGAAGGAGGGCCAUGAAAAACUAGUCCCACUCCUUAACGUCAGAUAAUAUAUGUCCAACUAAUUAAAAUCAAAUAUAAAUAAAGUUGUGUAACAGAAAUGUAUCUAAUCUUAUGUUUGUAUACUGUUUUAUCAUCACAUCCUGUUACUUACCUGAGCUUGGUCCACCUUGGUUGGUCUCCUUGUUUUUUUGCAGGUCUCUGUAAUGUCUCAGCAUAGAUGAGGUGAUGUUGUUGAAUCCAAGCUCUUUUGAACACAACAGAAAUUAUAAGAAAGACGUUAGAACAUGUGAUCUGCUGUGUUGUUUAUUGGUAUUUCUGUAGUUAUUAUUACUACCCAGCAGAAAUGUUGCACCUCUGAAUAGGGGAGUUAAGAACAACACAGUGACUGUUCACCUCCCCCUACAGGCUAAUUUGAAGACACUUCUGUGUUAUGAUUUACUUUUGUUUGUGUUUGAUAAGGUUUGUGGUCUUGCCACAUGUGUUACAAACUGUGUAUUUGUCACAAUGGCCACGGGCCGAUAGCUAAAUUGGAUUCGAUUGCAGAUAACCACAAACAGAGACGGCUCAAACGUUUUGCAGUGUUUAUUGUUUAGUCAACAAGUGAAUACGUGACAAGGUGUUGCUAACGAUGUAGCCGUGGGUCAGUGGGGGGUGAACAGGGAUUUAGCAGGUUGCGACGGGAACAGAGCGGUUGCGUCUGGGAAGAAAAGAGAACAGGGUUAAGAAGGCGGCAGGUGCAGGGUAUCCUAGCAGAAGUGAAACUGACUGAUAGCACUUACUGGUGACCGGCGUGAACCUCGCUUUGAGGGAGAGGCAGUGAUAGUCCAGAGGAGUAGUGGAAAGGCUGGCAGACCGGAGUUCCGCUGUGUCCAAGGUGGUGAGUGAGGCUGGAGGGCAGGCAGGGGAGGGUCCUUGUAUUCUUCCUGAAUAUGAAUAUAAUCCAAGGAGAGCUGAGGUUGAGGGUGAUAGCAAAGAAGGUCCAGGAAAUCUGAAGCACAUGAAACCAAGGUUAACAAGGAAAAAGUGGCAAGAGCGUAAAAAGCCGUAGAGUCAAUACCAACAUGAGGUCGUUGACAAACUGGCAGUGAAGGAGAGUCUGAGGAGGCCUUAAAUCCUCAACCUGAUUGCCCCGAAUCAGUCUCAAGUAUGUAUGUGCCUGUUUGUCUAUGUCUAUGUGUCAGGUCGCGUUUUUCUGUCGAAAUCACAGACAAACAGUAUCCCGCAUUCUUGAUUUUUGGUUCACAAACACUUCUUACAACGACUAACUACUGAAAUUUUGGAGAUGUUUGCUCUUUAUACAGUGAAGUUAUAGGGGUAGAAAUAAUAUCAGGCUGAUCCUGCCACAAUUUGUUCCACCUGUCUAAAUCAUAGACAAACAGUAUCCCACACUCUUGAUUUUUAGUCUACGAACACCUCUUAUUAUGACUAACUACUCCUGAAAUGUUGGAGGUUUUAGCUCUGUACAGAAGAAUACAAAUAAUUAUCAGUCAAAAAGUCCUUGGUUUAUUGAAAUAAUCCCGUCCAAUAACAUGAGGACAGUAUAUGUAUCAUUUUCUGUUGUAACCCACAAACUGAAUGGCAAUGUAACAACACUCAUUUUUCACAAAAGCAGUUCAAUACUUCCACGUCUAGUUGGUUGUAAUGGAGGCGGAUUCAACUGGAUCUGCUCGCCCUGCCCAGCAAAUGCUCCCGACGCAAGGGAAAUAAAUCCUGUCUCCAUGCCACAGCUCUGCAGUCAAAAACAGGCUCACUGCAGCCACUAAGAGUGAAUAGUAUUAAACUCUCACUAAGUUAGAUAUUUUUCAUCUCUGUUCACAGGUUUCUGGGUUGUUGGGUUUUUUUUUUUAUAAGACUGAACUCUAUUUUUCCAUGUUUAUUUUUCCAUUUUUCAAUGUUCACAUUCUGCUUAAUUUGUUGCUUUUUUGAAGAAGUGGUGGAGACUAAUGAAGCAGUCUAGUGAUGAAAGUUACAAAUAGUUGUUUGAAAUGAAAGUUAAAACAAAUAAUACUUAAGGAUUCACUGUGAAUGAGUUUAUUGUCUAAAUAAAGUUGCAGCUAGGCUUUUCUGU
This is a messenger RNA of Oreochromis niloticus (Nile tilapia), 5588 nucleotides long. Its product is annotated as zinc finger protein 2 homolog. Gene Ontology annotation, biological process: regulation of transcription by RNA polymerase II. Gene Ontology annotation, molecular function: DNA-binding transcription repressor activity, RNA polymerase II-specific; RNA polymerase II cis-regulatory region sequence-specific DNA binding. The record is from RefSeq and is a predicted model, not a curated record. The transcript has 5 exons. Bases 1192 to 2295 code for a protein of 367 amino acids. NCBI's taxonomy places the organism in Eukaryota, Metazoa, Chordata, Actinopteri, Cichliformes, Cichlidae. Gene Ontology annotation, cellular component: chromatin; nucleoplasm; nucleus.